Molecule: messenger RNA, 1346 nt
Organism: Oncorhynchus mykiss (rainbow trout)
Lineage: Eukaryota; Metazoa; Chordata; Actinopteri; Salmoniformes; Salmonidae
Gene: cops6
Product: COP9 signalosome subunit 6
Biological process (GO): protein deneddylation
Cellular component (GO): COP9 signalosome
Molecular function (GO): metallopeptidase activity; protein binding
Source: RefSeq, marked provisional
AGCUGUAAGUCGGACAAGAUGGCGACGAGCAAUGGUGGUGGAAUGGAGGUGGAUGGGGCAGCCAGCCCCAGUGUUAUGGUAUCUGGGGUCACCGGCAGUGUCUCUGUUGCCUUGCAUCCUCUGGUCAUCCUCAACAUCUCAGAUCACUGGAUUCGCAUCCGCUCCCAGGAGGGGCGGCCCAUGCAGGUGAUCGGCGCGUUAAUCGGGAAGCAGGAGGGUAGAAACAUUGAGGUGAUGAACUCCUUUGAGCUGCUUCAUCAAUUGGUAGAUGACCGAGCACACAUUGACAAGGAGUACUACUACACCAAGGAGGAGCAGUUCAAACAGGUCUUCAAGGACAUGGAGUUCCUGGGCUGGUAUACAACAGGGGGUCCUUGUGACCAAUCAGACAUCCACAUUCACAAGCAGGUGUGUGAGAUAAUUGAGAGUCCUCUCUUCCUCAAGCUCAACCCGAUGACCAAACACACAGAUCUCCCUGUCAGUGUGUAUGAGUCUGUCAUCGACAUCAUCAGUGGAGAGGCGACCAUGUUGUUUGCUGAGCUGGGGUACACUCUGGCCACAGAAGAAGCGGAGCGAAUCGGAGUGGAUCACGUGGCUCGCAUGACAGCCACAGGCACAGGGGAGAAUUCAACAGUGGCCGAACAUCUCAUAGCACAACACAGUGCAAUUAAGAUGCUCCACAGCAGGGUGAAAGUCAUCUUGGAAUAUGUCAAAGCAGUGGAAGCAGGAGAGGUGCCAUUUAACCACGAGAUCCUCAGAGAAGCCAAUGCCCUGUGCCAUAGACUGCCUGUUCUCAGCACCAUCAAAUUCAAGACUGACUUCUAUGAUCAAUGCAAUGACGUGGGCCUCAUGGCUUACCUAGGUACCAUCACUAAGACCUGCAACAGCAUGAAUCAGUUCAUCAACAAGUUCAACGUCUUGUAUGAUAGACAGGGCAUCGGCCGGAGGAUGAGAGGACUGUUCUUUUGAGUGACACGGAGAAAGAGUAAUUGGAGGAAGAGAGGGAGAGGUCACAAGCACUGCUUUUCCAUUUGUUUGUCUGUAUUUUAUGUUAAGUAACACUUGUGACACACACACACUCAGAUACCAGUGAAUGUUGUUCUCAUCAAACCAGUUUGUUUUCAAAGGUAGCAAAUGCUAGAAGUGUCUCAAAGGCCUCCUGUCUAUACCAGAAAAUCACACACACAAACAGGAAGAAGGAAACCGUGUACAAAAUCACUCACAUUUUCACUCACACUUUAACAUUUGUGAGUAUGCAUGUGAACAGAAAAUACAAUUUCCCUUUUUCUUUGUUUUGUUGUUCCAUGUUUCUGUAAGUAAUAAAUAAUCUGCUGAUUUUUCUUGGG